UAUGAGUAACCAUAUCGCUAAACUCCAAGAAAAAAAAUAUCAUAUAUUAAGAUUAAAAGACGAGUAUGAGAAUAUUUUAAGAAAUUUAAAUAAUAGAAGUACGUUACUAGGAGUACAUAUAUCUGGAGCAAUUUUGACUAUUAUUAUUGGAUCAAUAAUAUUAUGGGCAGAAAAAAAUAAAUUAAUUGGAAAACUCGGAUCUAUUACAACAUCUAGCAUCGCAGGCUUAAGUGGAAUUAUAACUUUUAUAUUUUCUAUCGGAAAAACCUUCAUAAAUAAUACCAAAGAAAAUAAUCAAAAUAAGGCAAUCCGUGAAAAUGAAUUUAAACCUAGAGAUUUAAGUAUACCUGAUGAACUUUUAAAGGAUCUACCUGAUGGUCCAAUAUUAGAAUUUAUAAAAUUUUUAAAUUAUCUAAAUGAUCAAAUAAUUAAAGAAAAAGUGGUUGGUUUGAGUUUUAUGAUUUUAGCAUCUGCUUAUAUGAUUGGUAUUGCGUUUGUUUCAGUUAUAACCAAUAUUGACUCUCCAAAAAUUGAUUUUGAUACAAGAAUUUCUCAAUUGGCAUUAAGUGUUAUAGUAAUUGGGUUAAUAUGGUUUUUUUAUACCAUAGGCAGAAAAAUAACAGAAAAUAUAAGAAUAGAAUUUUUAUGGUUAAGAAAAGAAUAUAAAAACACUAUUGAAUUGCUUUUGUGUGGAUUGUAUAUAAAGGAUGAACCACGAGAACCACGUGACUCAUUUGGACGUGUAAUGCGUCCACCUCCCACUUAUUCCAGUCCU
Cetraspora pellucida is the source of this 775-nucleotide messenger RNA. The record is from the annotation of a GenBank genome assembly. NCBI's taxonomy places the organism in Eukaryota, Fungi, Glomeromycota, Glomeromycetes, Diversisporales, Gigasporaceae.